UUAUAUUUUAUUUUUUGGUUAAAACCUACAGCUGGUUGUAACAUUUAUUUUUUUUUAAUUCAAAAAGUUUUAUUCUUUAAAUUAUUUUGAGUUAUUAAUUAAAUUAUAAAUAAAAAACAGAAAAUAUUUUUAAAAAAAUGCGACAAGUACUUUAUUUUGCUUAUGGAAGUAAUUUAUUGAAAUCACGAAUUAAAAUAAAUAAUCCAAGUGCUACUCUAAAAGACAUUGGACGAAUAGAAGAUUACAGAUUGGAUUUUGUUGGAUACUCAAAUUUAUGGAAAGGAUCACCGGCAACUAUCGUUGAAACUAAAAAUUAUCAUGUCUGGGGAGCUAUUUGGGAGCUGAAUGUUGAUGAUAUUAAACAUUUAGAUAAACAAGAAACUGAUUAUCAUGCAUUCCAAGUUGAUGUUGUUAAUCCUGAUGGUAAAAUUUAUAACUGUCGAGUUUAUCAGCAAAUAAAAUGUCCUGAGGAUAAUGUUAAACUUGAAAAUUUACCAGAAAUAAGACGACCAGCAUUGACUUAUUUAAAAAUAAUAAUUAAAGGAGCUCUUGAUUGUAAAUUACCAAAUUAUUACAUUGAUAUUAUAAGAAAAAUAAAACAUAAUGAAUUUAUGGAUGAAAAUAGUAUUAUUGGGAAAGAAUUGCAACACGUACUCUAAUAUCUAUAAUAUUUUUUUUCUAAAUAAAAUAUAAAUUUUAUAUCAUAAUUAUUAUUAUUACUGCUGAUAAUCUUGAUCUUUAAUAUAAAAAAUUUUCUUUAUAAAUACUGAGUAUUGAAUAAAAAUAAAUUUGUUUCCUCAAGUAAUAAAUUUUUUUUAAUUACUAGAAAACUGAAAACACAUUUAUCAUAAAUCAUAACAUGAGAAGUAAUUUAUUAUGCAAUAUAUUAAACAAACAAGUUUUCAAUGUUAUUAGAAUUAAUUAUUAAACAAAUAUGAGGAGAUAUUUAUAUAUUACCUAUUAGUCUAUCACCAGUCGGUUUAAAACUGUUGGCACUAGACAUAAAUAUUACGAUGAACGAA
This is a messenger RNA of Microplitis mediator, 1022 nucleotides long. Its product is annotated as gamma-glutamylcyclotransferase-like. The transcript is spliced from 4 exons. The record is from RefSeq and is a predicted model, not a curated record. The coding region runs from base 138 to 659 and encodes 173 amino acids. NCBI's taxonomy places the organism in Eukaryota, Metazoa, Arthropoda, Insecta, Hymenoptera, Braconidae. Gene Ontology annotation, molecular function: gamma-glutamylcyclotransferase activity.